CGAUUGUUCUGCAUUCAACCCCCAUCGCCACGUCCGGACACCUACAACUCACCAAGAUCAAUGCCCCCAAGGACUGGUCUCUAGCGUCUGCCCUGGAGCAUGGCCAGUCCGGGGAAUUCCUCUUCGACGGUGGGACGUCGCAAGAGACCUCAAAGGGCGCGCCCAACGGGCAGGAAAUAUGCAUGCACCUACGAUGGUUGUGGGAGGUUCUAUUCACGUGCAGAACACUUGCAGAGACACCAACUCAACCAUGCUCCCAAAGAAUUGUUCGUUUGCCCAGUCGAAGGUUGCGCGUUGUCGUUCGUUCGUAGAGACUUGUAUCUUCGGCAUAAAGCCCGGCAUGAGCAGCACUCCCAGGGCUCUGGAUCUGAGGAUCCUGAUUUAACAAUGUCCAACCCAUGUGGGCAGACUGCAGAACCCCCAACCGAUAGAGUCUAUACACGUACAGGCCUGGACGCCCUCGAGCUGGCCUCCGUAAAUGAUGCCCGGCAGCAGGAGGCUGCAUUACAAUCGAGAGAACAUGUUCAGUCAGCGGAUCACCUUAUCCACCCUGGCCAAUUCCAACAAGGUUCCCAAAGACCCUAUGUACCUCAAGAGACUCUUGGAUUCCCUACGAACAAUUCGCUCCAUGGAGACUUGCCUGCCAUUGUCGUGAACGAUGGUCCGACGAGUGCUUCACCUUCCAGCGUGGAUGAGUUUGCAGCAUGGCUGUUCGAAGGCCAUACAGCUGUACAGGGACAACCGAACUUCUUGGAUAUGGGUAUGAACGCUGGGUACUAUCCAGAUGACAUGCAGAGCUUCCAAAUCAACUAUCCCAACAAUCUGCCUGAUUUGAUAGACGACGAUUCCCAAAUCUCCAAUCCUCAGCAGCCAGCCCCGACGAGAGAACGAGCGGACAACAGUCUCCCUACUGGUCUGGCCAUAUCACCCGAAAAAUGGAAACAGUUGAUCAAUAUCGUUACUUCGAAAUUGCUAGAUACCUCGGACGACGCCAUCAGAGCACCCCAGCAUAAUGUCGAAGACGAUACAGACCCGCUGAGUCCCUCAUCGAUGCAAAGUUACCUCGAAAGCUUCUGGCAGUUCUUCAAUGAGACCCUGCCCAUACUCCACCGACCCACCUUUUCGCCGGAGAAUGCUCAUAUCUAUCUUUUAAUGGCCGUGUUGAUCAUAGGCUCGUCCAUGCUUACAAGACAGCCGGGCUGUUCGCAUCAAGGCAUGCAGAGUACUAACCUCAUGGCUUGGAACUUGCGAGGGCAUGUCCUCCUUCACGUGGACGCCAGCCCACCUGGCCGGCUUUGGGUUUUUCAAACGCUUCUGCUACUAGAAGUGUACGACAAGCUGCUCGCAUCAUCUGCCCUGCAUGAGCGCGCUCUCGUCUAUUUCCCCACCACGCUGAACCUGAUGCGCCAGAGCAGCACGUUAUUUGGUAGACAAGUACCAAAGGCACCGACGACGACUCAUCCCGCGGAGAACGGGAGCAGAAACGGAACGACACAACCAGAGCUGAGCGUGGGAUUCUUCGCUCCCAAGCGAGCAUCUCCUUCGCCACCGGAGUCGUGGUGGGAGCACUGGAUACUGCAGGAGUCGAUUCGACGCGCCGCAUUCGCCGCCUUCGUCCUCGACGUAACUCAUUCCGUGAUGUUCGGACACAGCCAGACGCUGGUGUUCCACGAAAUUCAUCUCUAUCUCCCAAGCGAUCGUCUCUUGUGGUCGUCUCACUCGCCUAGCGAAAUCGCUGCAGUCGAGUCUAGCCUGUACGCAAGCGGUGUCGAGCAACUGUCCUUUCUCGAUGGGCUGAGAAAGAUGAUCAAUCGCAAGCCGUGCCGGACCAAUCCAUUCGGAUGGCAGGUGCUUCUUGCCGGACUGUUGUCCAUCAUCGGCCACAUGCAACAGCGAGACAUCCUCACGUCCAGCCUGAAAGACGACCUCUCCCCCUCCUCCUCCGACAAGUGGCAGCCUAGAUUGAUCAACUCUCUAUUGUGGUGGAAACAAGAGUACGAAAGCACUCUUCGACACCUUCGAGGAGCCGUUCUGGACUGGCAGAAAUCCACGCUCACCGAUGAGAAUAGAAAGGGUCUGGGCAACGAUCUCGCGAUGAAUCAUAUCCUCUACCACCUAGGCCAUAUCCACAUUUACGUCACAAUGUCGGACUUGGCUGUUGUUGCUGGGGCAAGCAAGAUUCUUGGUCGUCCCGUGUCACCAUUCGAGAAGAGAAUGGUCAAGGAGAAAACGGCACGCUGGGCUGGUUCGUUAGGGGCGAUCCACGCCGUGUAUCACGCCUUUGAACUCGUACACCUCGUACUACAUCCCACGGGGGCAGGGAACCGGGCGAGAAAUCCCAAAAAUCAAUUUCAAAGUUCCCAAAAUGAGACGCUCUAUACAGCGUCUCACGAAAAACUACCGAACCGCAGCUGGGGCCUCUACUAUGCAACCCUCGUAAUCUGGGCCUACGGCUUCCAUCAAGACGGCCAUCUAGAUCCCUUCCCUCACCAUUUACAAUACCCCCACAUGACGAAUUCGAGCGGUCAAACCUCCGCUCAAAGUAGGGAUACCGCAGAGACAUCCUCUCAAGCAUCCACCUCACCAAAUGUACCAGAUCAAUCACAGACCUUGGCAUCUGGUAUUCCCCACCUGGACGCUCGCUAUGGAGACACCCAGGAAUUCCUCGACUACAUGUUCCCAUCCUCAAUCCAGUCGGUCGGAGACUUUGACAGGCAUAUGAAGAAUCUCAACGGUGGUCGAAACCGGCUUGUCGGCCUCCUCAGCGUCGUUGAUCAGGCACUCGCAGGGUCAAGCUGGGAAUUACUUGACGAGGCGAAACAGAGAUUGGCGAAUGCCGCAUUUCUUCUAAGUCAGUCCAGUGUAGGUUGAAAGGGGAUUGUAAUUAAGGGUUUAUCAUUACCCAAGUAGCUGCUCUUGGGUCAAGAUAACUUCACAACGCUGAAGAGACAGAUGACUCAUUCGAUAAAAAGAUAAAACAAAGUGAAACGGGAAAAUACGAGAAACGAUCAUCAUUCAAUAAAAAUACUCUUGAUCUAGCUACUUGAAUAACUUCUGGACUUUUGCAGUCCUCUCACCAGUACGGGAAAUCAAACGCGAGGCUGUACGCUUUAACUGUGCGGUAGGCCUUACUUCUUUUGAUAUCUUUUUCUGUCGCUCCAACUGAUCCAUAGUGAGCAAUUUGUGAGCGGGAACAAGGUCCUCGAAGUUUACGUUACUG
Aaosphaeria arxii CBS 175.79 is the source of this 3220-nucleotide messenger RNA. RefSeq lists its product as uncharacterized. Bases 100 to 2871 code for a protein of 923 amino acids. The transcript is spliced from 2 exons. The record is from RefSeq and is a predicted model, not a curated record. Gene Ontology annotation, cellular component: chromatin. Gene Ontology annotation, biological process: regulation of transcription by RNA polymerase II; DNA-templated transcription. NCBI's taxonomy places the organism in Eukaryota, Fungi, Ascomycota, Dothideomycetes, Pleosporales. Gene Ontology annotation, molecular function: zinc ion binding; DNA-binding transcription factor activity, RNA polymerase II-specific; RNA polymerase II cis-regulatory region sequence-specific DNA binding.